AUGCUCAUCACCGAGACUUUCCACGACGUUGAAACUUCGUAUGGCUCCAAAUUGAGGAUUUACACGUAUUCUCCCAAGAUUUCAGGCUACCCGAAUGCCAAAUUUCCGGGCGUUAUCUGCUAUAGCGAAAUCUACCAGGUCACCGGCCCUGUGAAGAGAUUUGCCCAGAAGAUAGCCUCCGAGGGCUACGUGGUCGUUGCGCCCGCGAUAUACCACAAUUUUGUCGGGCCAGAGCCCCUAGCGUAUGAUGCAGAGGGCACCGAUUUGGGCAACGACUUCAAAAUCAAAAAACCCUUGGCGUCGUAUGAUGAGGACAACAAGUUGUGCUGCGACUACUUGUACUCACUACCCCAGUUUGACGGUAAAAAAAUUGGUGCCACAGGAAUGUGCCUUGGUGGCCAUCUGGCGUUCAGAGCGCUGCUCGACAAGCGCGUCACGUGCGCGACCUGUUUCUUCCCCACCGAUAUACAUUUGAAGAGCCUAGGCUUGGGCAAGAACGACGACUCGUUGGAACGCGUUUCCAAAGAGGCAGCGCCGAACCAGGAAUUGGUUUUGAUUUUCGGGACCCACGACACCCACGUCAGCCCGGAGGGCAGAGACCUUAUCCGUAAAAGUUUGAGAGAUAACGCUGUGAAUUUCACAUUCUUGGAAGUCCACGCGGCCCAGCAUGCUUUUAUCAGGGACGAGUUCAGCAAAGGUCGCUACGAUUCUGCCAUCACGCAAAGCUGUCUGGGCUUCCUGUUCGAACAGUUUAAUAGAAAACUAAAAAUCGACCUAGGCGAGUUUGUUAGCGAAAAGGAAGCCUUGAAGCAUGUGUGCUAG
This is a messenger RNA of Lachancea mirantina, 822 nucleotides long. NCBI's taxonomy places the organism in Eukaryota, Fungi, Ascomycota, Saccharomycetes, Saccharomycetales, Saccharomycetaceae. The record is from the annotation of a GenBank genome assembly.